This is a messenger RNA of Coprinopsis cinerea okayama7#130, 702 nucleotides long. RefSeq lists its product as hypothetical. The record is from RefSeq and is a predicted model, not a curated record. The transcript has 3 exons. NCBI's taxonomy places the organism in Eukaryota, Fungi, Basidiomycota, Agaricomycetes, Agaricales, Psathyrellaceae. The coding region runs from base 1 to 702 and encodes 233 amino acids.
AUGUCCAGCCGCCUUGCGUCCUUUCGAGGUCCAUCGACACCGACGUCCUCGCCAGCCCAACAACAUAGAUCAUCCCCAGCUCCACCAGCUUCGCCAUCUCGACAGACAGAAUCUACUUUCCAUCGCAAAGUCAGAGCUCUCCUCCAAGAACUUCGAGGAAUAUCAGAGACAUGGGACGACCUAGUACUAUUCGACGGACUCAAGCAUGCUAAGACGCUGGUCGAUACUCGCACAGAUCUAGACAAUACUCUCGCGUCUCUACCAAACCGGCUUCCUCGAACCUAUCUCGUUGGCCCAAAGUUGGCCGUGAUGGACAAAUGCAUCGCGUCUCUCGAUAGUGUUAUCCAAAAGCUUGAAAAACUGUUUAAACGGAUGAAUACCGUGAUUGACAACUUGGAGGCUGUCGUGGUGGAGGCUCAUAAAGUCAAGGGCUACCAGUGGGUGCGCGACGAGCCUCUCUGGGUCAGCUGGUCCCUCGAAAAAUUCGCUACCUCAAUACCUGAGAUCCUUACCCCAUACCACCGGUCGCUGUACCAGCACAAGCAAUUCGUCGCUAAACUUCGAAGUCAUUCCCUACCGUUCGACGAGUCCAAAACCAUCGUAGAACAAUGGGCUGAACAACCUUAUCUGAUAGAGGACAGCUGGGAAGCCAAAUGGGAGGAAUUAUGCAGUGUUGAGAUCGACCGCUGGAAUAGAUCAUGA